This is a messenger RNA of Onychostoma macrolepis, 1810 nucleotides long. RefSeq names its product cytochrome b5 domain-containing protein 1. The transcript is spliced from 4 exons. The record is from RefSeq and is a predicted model, not a curated record. NCBI's taxonomy places the organism in Eukaryota, Metazoa, Chordata, Actinopteri, Cypriniformes, Cyprinidae. The coding region runs from base 118 to 762 and encodes 214 amino acids.
CCAGUGAGCUUGUGCGCGCUUCCGUGGCCAAUGUAACAACAAUCGUCUUCUACGGCGACUGAAUACUCAUAAAGCGAGUAAACAGUUUUAUUUCUCUAAAACAGGAAGAUUGUUAAAAUGCGGCGCCCAAAGUAUUUCACGCCGAAGGAGGUGUCCGUUCACAACACUCUCAAAGAUAUAUGGGUGUCGUACCUGGGCAAAGUGUACGAUCUGACACCGCUGCUGGAGGAGUGUAAAGGUGAUGUGUUAUUGAAACCUAUCGCAGAGUGUGCAGGAAAGGACAUCAGUCACUGGUUUGACCCAAAGACAAAGGAUAUUCUCACCCAUGUUGACCCAUUGACUGGCUGCAUUAAAUACUACACCCCUAGGGGGCGCUUUUUACACAUACCCCCUCCCUGCCCUCGCACUGACUGGGCCAAUGACUUUGGAAAACCGUGGUGGAAGGAUAACCGCUACGAGGUUGGGCUGCUGUCUGCCAAAACACGCUGGAUCCGCAUUAUCAACACUCUAACCUCCCAAGAGCAGAGGCUAGAGGUUUGCUCUGAAGAGACUCUGGAUGAGAUUCUCCAGCGAUACCUGCGCUACAAUUCCCAUGCAGCAAGCUACACCUGGAAGCACAAUGGCGUAAAUUUGGACAUGAGCAAGACCCUGAGUGAAAACGGCAUCCCUGAAGAGGACGAGUUUUACUGCGGAAGCCCAGACUGUGACCUCUUCUCUCCAUCCAUAUGUCUGUAUUUCAACGACGACCUCACUGAACUCUAAAAACGCAUGCUAUUAAUAUGAACAAUGGCAUAUAAUUCAUUAGAAUAUCACAUCCACUGUGAGCCAAUUUGAGCGAGAGGCAUGAACGCCACAUCAACUAUUCAUGUGUUCAGUGUUUCAUCGAUUCCUGUCUGUGGUUAUCUUAUUGCAGCUCUCUGGGCUUCAUCCAAUCAAAUGCUGAGCAACAGAAUAAAAAAGAUGAAUGCCAGCCUACAUAAUAAACCCCUGAACCAUAAAGUCUGGUGGUUGCCAUGGUAAUUGCUUGGAGGAAAUGCAGCAGCUACUGUAUUGUAGGCCACAGCGGGCUCUCAACCCUAAUUAAGUAACAUUAUAUAUACAGUAUGUAUGCAUGUACACAGAAAUGAUUUCAUGCAGCCAACAUUUCAAUUUAAUCACUGCAUUAUGAGACCAUGCCAUUAACGUCUGCAAACGUGCAUCUUUUUGAUAAGCAGUGUCAAUUACUUGUGUACUGUGUACUUGGUCUAAUUAAUUUUUUGGGAUCGAUUUGAUUUUUUGUUCUGUGUGCACAGGAAAGAACAUCUAGAACAGUGGUCUUGAGAUUGCUUAAAAUUAUUUAACAUAAGACAAAAUAUGCACCAAACAGCUAAAACUCAAGAUGUAAGCUGAUGUCAUAUUUCUCACCUGUUUCUAUGAUCUCGAGAAACCUGGAUUUAUGUGGAAUUUUAAAAGUGUGAUUUCAAGACCUGGAAAAGUCAUGUAAUAUACAUUUUUCUAGUUGUCAAGCUCAAAAACUAUAAUAUUGGGUAGAAACGGCUGAGAAAUCAUAAUUUGUGUGUAAAAAAAUAAAUAAAUUGAGCAGCUUUUUUUUCUACAGCAGAAGUACCUUGAGGAAUAUCUUGAGGUGACUUCAAAUAUUGUUAUUGACAAUUGAGGGCUUUAGAGUCACAGGUUGAGAACCGCUGAUUUAGAUUAUACCAGCCAAACAUUAAAAAUCUAAAUUAGACUAAAUAUGAAGAACUGUUUUUAAAGUAGGAAGAAAUUGCUAAAGCCUUUUUGCAUCAGUAGCACUUAACGGUUUGCUUGUGGG